GAGGAAGCUGCGCGGGAAGGGAUUCAGGCUGCAAUUUGGUCGCAGCUGGGGACUACAAUUCCCGUAGUGCUUCUUGCCCUAUUAGCUGGCGCUCCCGCCCGGUGACGGCAUGGUGCACUCUGGGAUUUGUAGUCUGUUACACGGCUUUGCGCUUCCUACCUGGAAGGUGGGCCAGUUAUCAGUGCCAGUUCAGAUGCAGGCUACAGCCGCUGGCCUGGUUGACCAUGGCUCUUUCUGUGGAGACCGAGUCGCACAUCUACCGAGCUCUACGCACUGCCUCUGGGGCUGCUGCCCAUCUUGUGGCCUUGGGCUUUACCAUCUUUGUGGCAGUGCUUGCCAGGCCUGGCUCCAGUCUGUUCUCCUGGCACCCCGUGCUCAUGUCUCUGGCUUUCUCUUUCCUGAUGACGGAGGCCCUGCUGGUGUUCUCUCCUGAGAGCUCGCUGCUGCGCUCCCUCUCGCGGAAAGGCCGAGCCCGCUGCCACUGGGUGCUACAGCUGCUGGCCCUGCUGUGUGCGCUGCUGGGCUUGGGCCUGGUCAUCCUCCACAAGGAACAGCUUGGCAAAGCCCACCUGGCCACCUGGCAUGGGCGGGCAGGGCUGCUCGCUGUGCUGUGGGCAGGGCUGCAGUGCUCAGGUGGGGUGGGGCUCCUCUACCCCAAACUGCUGCCCCGAUGGCCCCUGUCCAAGCUCAAGCUGUACCAUGCCACUUCUGGGCUAGUGGGCUACCUUCUGGGCAGUGCCAGCCUCUUGCUGGGCAUGUGCUCACUCUGGUUCACUGCCACAGUCACUGGUGGAGUCUGGUACCUGGCUGUGCUCUGCCCUGUUGUCACCAGCUUGGUCAUCAUGAACCAGGUGAGCAAUGCCUACCUUUACCGCAAAAGGAUUCAGCCGUGAGCUCUUCGCAGCCUCGAAGCCUGGACUUGCCCCUCAUGUAGGAGCUGGCGCUGGGACAUUGUGGACUCUCUCGACUGUCUAGGUCACAGGGACACCUCAGGCCCUGGGCACUCAGCGUCGGAGUCCUGUGUGUGGCAUUUGUGCUUGCUCCUCACACUGGAGUGCUCCUCCUCCCCCCUCUCUCUACCAUCCCAGAGGAGCUCACGGAUUGUGGGUUUGGAUGAAACUGGGGUUGCAAGAUUGCCUCCCCAGCAACUCAGCUCAUACUUGUAUUGGUAUGUCCAGAAAUUACAGGACAAAAAAAUUAAAAUAAAAAUUAAAAAAGA
Messenger RNA from Myotis brandtii (Brandt's bat), 1219 nucleotides. Its product is annotated as cytochrome b561 domain-containing protein 2. The transcript has 4 exons. The record is from RefSeq and is a predicted model, not a curated record. NCBI's taxonomy places the organism in Eukaryota, Metazoa, Chordata, Mammalia, Chiroptera, Vespertilionidae. The coding region runs from base 225 to 893 and encodes 222 amino acids. Gene Ontology annotation, molecular function: transmembrane monodehydroascorbate reductase activity. Gene Ontology annotation, cellular component: endoplasmic reticulum.